AUGUCUUUCCUCAACAACGAUGACCGGUCCGAGCCCACUUGUGAUAUGCCCUCCUCCUUUGUCGCCGAUGCCUCAGAACCCUUUAUUGGUGAUCUUUCAUUUCACCAGUUCAACAUGGCCGUCUCAGGUGGUUGCGCUGCCUUUGCCACUGUGUCCAUUUUCAUCCUGAUGGCAAGGCAUGCCACGCACUUCAGCAAACCCAACGAGCAGAGCAAAAUAUUAAAAAUCUGUGCCAUCAUUCCCCUCGAAGCCAUCUUUUCGUGGAUCGGAAUCGCUGCCCCGAAUUCACAUAUCUACGUGGAGGGCUUCGUCGACUUCUUCCAAGCCAUUGGCCUCAGCAGCUUCUUCCUCCUGCUCUGUGAAUUUGUAUCGCCAAGCUCCGAAUUUCGAGAUGUCUUCUUUGCCGCCUUGGAGAUCCCCAAGAGUCGCAGAAAGAAGGACGGCAAAAAGGUCGACGGCUUGUCAUGGUAUAGGAAACGAUGGGUUGCCGUGUUCCAAUACCCAUUUGUCUCACUCGUUAUCGCUGUCGUCACCUGUAUCACUCAAGCAAUUGGUAGAUAUUGCUUGGAAAGCAGCAAUGUGCACUUUGCUCAUAUUUGGUGCACAAUCAUAAUCAACAUCUCCAUCUUCGUAGCGGUCAUCUCCUGUGUCAAGUUCUACACCAUCAUGAAAAAGGAUCUGGAGCACCACAAACCGCUAGCAAAAUUCCUGGCAUUCAAGCUUAUCAUUUUCCUCACCUUCGUUCAAAGAAUUAUCUUCGAAAUCCUCCGAUCCGCCAAUGCCCUGAAAGAGACGUCGAAACUGACGUAUGCCGACGUGAACUGGGGCAUCGAAACCAUGCUCGUGUGCAUCGAAAUGGUGCCAUUUUCUCUCUUCUUCCACUACGCCUACGACGUCGGUGCUUACAACCUAUCCAGAGCACGGCCCUUGCCCCUUUCAGAGAUGGGUGGCCGAAUUAGCCCGAACGAAGCUGAAGCACAAGCGGGACAUGAACAACAGGAGCGCGAGCGCUUGCGCUAUGGACUCCCCGGUCAGUAUGAGGGACAGUAUUACGGCGGCCGCCUUGGCCUGAAGGCUUGGGCAACACUGCCUAAUUUGAAGGAUAUCUUGCUGGCGAUGAAUUUUGCUUUCACGAUGAGAUCAGAGAGGAGGAGGAUGAAGCGAGACCCAACGGUGACGGAGACAGCUCCCCCGAUGUACAUCAACUACUAG
Messenger RNA from Rhinocladiella mackenziei CBS 650.93, 1212 nucleotides. RefSeq lists its product as uncharacterized. Gene Ontology annotation, molecular function: transporter activity. The record is from RefSeq and is a predicted model, not a curated record. NCBI's taxonomy places the organism in Eukaryota, Fungi, Ascomycota, Eurotiomycetes, Chaetothyriales, Herpotrichiellaceae. The coding region runs from base 1 to 1212 and encodes 403 amino acids. The transcript is spliced from 6 exons. Gene Ontology annotation, biological process: transport.